Messenger RNA from Mytilus trossulus (common blue mussel), 1017 nucleotides. RefSeq names its product G-protein coupled receptor 35-like. Gene Ontology annotation, cellular component: plasma membrane. The record is from RefSeq and is a predicted model, not a curated record. Gene Ontology annotation, biological process: G protein-coupled receptor signaling pathway. NCBI's taxonomy places the organism in Eukaryota, Metazoa, Mollusca, Bivalvia, Mytilida, Mytilidae. The coding region runs from base 1 to 1017 and encodes 338 amino acids. The transcript has a single exon. Gene Ontology annotation, molecular function: G protein-coupled receptor activity.
AUGAAAAACGCGACUCUGUUUGAGAACUCUAUGUCACGUGACUUGUCAAACAUAUCCGAAAUUGCACGGCCUAUAACGACAGAAAUUCUUUUAAGAUUUGAGCCUUACAGUGUAUAUAUCGACAGAAUUGUAUCUCCAAUAUGGUACAGCAUAGGUCUUUUCGGAAAUCCGAUAUCUGCGAAAGUAUGGCUUGGAAGAAAGAGUCGCAAAAAUUCAUCAGCUAUAUACCUUGGAUUACUUGCUAUUGUACACAUGUUUCAACUUAUCAUUCAUUUUGUAUUUGCGGAGUUAACAUACACAUGGGACAUACCAACAAAUAACAGACCGGUCUUAUGUGAAACUUUUAAUGUUUUAUCUAUUUUUCCACAGUAUUUGGCGCCGUUAUUGGUGUUAGGCUUUACCGUUGAACGUUAUAUUGCUGUUUGUCAUCCGUUUAGGAAGGAACAAUGGUGUACCGUCCGAAGAGCUUUUAUUGUCAUAGCAUGCUUGACCGCUUUAUCGAUUAUCUUUGCUUGUGUCCAAGCUGAUUUGUGGACAUAUUAUCCAAUAUAUAAGGAGUGUUUCUCGAAAGAUGGAAACCAAAAGUUUCAAAUAAUCUGGACAGCUAGUACAGAAAUUAUGUUUUUCUUAGUUGUCCCCCUUUGUGUCUUGAUGUUUAAUAUUUUAGUAAUUAGAGAAAUAAAGAGGAUAACUUCACAUGGACCCGCUGUGUCUGCUGGUGAAAGUCAUACGUCUACUGUUACACUCCUUUCAGUGUCGUUUUACUUUAUUUGUACUCUGUUACCGGCGUCUGUAGUAUAUGCCAUUCAAUACGAAAUGCCAACUGGGAAAAUGGAAAACUUGCUAACCUUAGAAUGGAUUGCAACUGAUCCAGUGUGGUUAAGUUUUUUCAAAUAUAUUGCAAUAAGAAAGGUCGUCGAAGAAGUAUGCUUGUCGAACAGUGCGUGCUAUUUCUUUAUAUAUUACAUAACCGGGAAGAACUUUCGCACACAAGUACAUUCAUUGUUCACGUAUUGA